CAGUGUACAAAGGGUACGUUCCCCUAUCAGGACACAACACUCCACUAACGCGACACAACGACACAAAUACAACUCUUCCCGGAGGUUCCUUCGGAGCACAGCUGUGCUUUUAAGUUUGUUCCCCUUCUUGGAGGAAGCCUGAUCAUUUUCUUUGAACAGGCAACAAAGCAGGAGCUGCAACAUGACUUCAUUCGGACGGUCGUUUCUCGUUCUGGCUUCAUGCUACUUCUUUGCUGUCCAUAGCAGGCCGAGAGCUUUCCACCUGCGCAACAUGGACAGCUUCAUCCGAGCCGUGGAGAAGGUGGAGGACUCCAACCCCGGCCUGUCCCCCCUGGCUCUGGUCCGGGCCCUGCGGAGGACCGCCGGCCACGACGACGUGAUGACCAUCCAUUAUUUGGGCACCUCGAAUAACCUCACUGAUGCUGAGGUCUUGGAGACGGCCAUCCUCAACGCCUCGUCCUUCAGCUUCUUCGACAAGGCCAUCCACCACAUCGUGACGGACUACGGAGAGGAACGGGGGGUGGUUCUGGCUCCAGACGGUACCACGGUGGCCCUGGCGCCCUUACUGCUGGGAAUUGAAUCGGGACUGAAAGCCCAAGCGGAGGGGACGCCACCCGAGGGGAUCUUCUCUCUCACUUUGGGCAGGACGCUGGGCCUGUCCUUCCUCAGCCUCAAGGACUUCCCGCCGUCCUUUCGACUGGGGCCCAACGGGUGCUGGGACAGCGUGGACCACCCUAAGUUGUUCCAGCUGUCCAGGCCGGCCACACUGGCCACUGACGCCGUUAUUAACGGGGGCAUGGACGGAGCCGUACUGGGCGCGGACCUCGGCGGCCUGCCUGCGUCGGAGGAGCCGCCGGCCCUCAGCGGGGUUUUGAAAGGAUACUACAGUUUUGUCCUCGGUGAGGGGCGGGGUCUCGACACUGUGACACGCCACGUCAGCGCCAGGCGAAGGGAGGCCUCCAGAGCCAUUCUGGAGCCACUCAACCUUCACGCCCAGGUGAUGGAGACGCUGGAAUUGGUCUGGCGGUUGGAGAAGACGGAGUGGAUCGCUUUCGACACCGGAGUGGCGGCGGCGGUGAGCAGCGGACUCGAGGAGUUUGAGCACAAGUACUGGGACUGCCCUCAAAUCAUCCCCCGCUGCCAGUGGAGGGCCAAAGCCCACCAGGGAACCCCCAUCCCGCUGUCUGUUCCCCUGCAAUUCCUCUACGUCCACCACACCUACGAGCCCUCCUCGCCCUGUUUAUCCUUCCCAAACUGCUCCCGGGACAUGAGAGCCAUGCAGCGUCUCCACCAGGAGGAUCGUGGCUGGGACGACAUCGGAUACAGCUUCGUGGUCGGCUCCGACGGCUACGUCUACGAAGGCCGAGGUUGGAAACACCUCGGCACGCACACCAGAGGGCACAACGCCAUCGGGUACGGCGUGUCCAUCAUCGGCAACUACACGGCCGCCCUGCCGUCUCGCCACGCCGCCGACCUGCUGCGCCGCCGCCUGGUCCGGUGCGCAGUGGGCGGAGGGUGGCUGGCCGCCAACUUCACCAUCCGAGGCCACAGGCAGGCGGCGAACCACACGUCCUGCCCGGGAGACGCCCUCUUCUCCGAGAUCAGAGGCUGGGAACACUUUGGCGAAUGAGCGGAGCGCCCCGAGGCCGUCACUGCCUCCACUGUGGCUUUUUAUUUUUCUAAAUAUGGAGAUUUAUUGUACGAAAUGGCGAAAGAGUUUAGUUUGAAUUUCAAUUAUUUUUUACGUAGAUGCCAUUUCUAUCCACCUUUAAAAAAAAAAAAUGACGAGGCUCAUUCGGGUUUGUGUCCCCUGAAAGACUAACGACGUGAAUAUGCACAAUGACUUACACAACACACAACACAAUCAGGUCACGUUCGGUGAUGGGAGAGCAGAAAAUAAUACAUCAAAUUUAUAAUUUGCACUCUUAAUGUAUGGAUAUCGUGCUCCAAGUCAUAAGUCAGUUGGAUUGAGUAAAAAAAAAAACACAAACAGAAAUGAUCUCAGUCCUACAAUCAUCUCAUUUCUGUUCACGCGUGUUCAUAUGCAGCACGUUUCCAGUCAUACGAGGUACAUCAGCACACAUGUUCUACAUGUCUGUCCUGCUUGUGAAUGAAUAAACAAUCACAUUACAGUUCGGUAAGUGGAUCAGUUUCCUGAGGUAAAAUGUCCCGAUUGUUAAUUGCUCAUUCCGAUGAUUUGAGGAGCUGCAGUGAAGAAGAACAAGACAUACAGUGAAAUGAGUCUGCUGUGUGUACUUCUCACUGAUCGGAAACAAGGUUUCACACAGUAAAUACGAGCCAGCAAAGUAAAUAAGAGAACUCACGUCUACACGCACAAUCUAAUGAAUCGCUCAGACAAGUUGCACAACUGCCGAAUAAAGGGGCAAAAAUGGAUUCAUUUAAUUGUGGAUUGACAUGCGAUUUCCUAAAUGAAUGAGUUAUUCCUAUCACUCUGUCGAGUGUCAGACCAUUUCCCAAAAGCUCUUAAAACCUACAAUGAAGUCUGUUUUUUCAGACAUAUUUUCACUUAUCCUCACACGCUGACACUAAAUAACCCGACCUGUGCUGUUGAACUCAGUUUGCUUUGUAGAGGUCAUCGUACAAUGGUAAGAUGAAGCAGGUGAGGAACGGGAGUAAAAAAAAACAAAAAAAAAAAAA
Molecule: messenger RNA, 2658 nt
Organism: Pungitius pungitius (ninespine stickleback)
Lineage: Eukaryota; Metazoa; Chordata; Actinopteri; Perciformes; Gasterosteidae
Product: N-acetylmuramoyl-L-alanine amidase-like
Exons: 4
Coding region: 182-1630 (482 amino acids)
Biological process (GO): peptidoglycan catabolic process; defense response to Gram-positive bacterium; detection of bacterium
Molecular function (GO): peptidoglycan immune receptor activity; N-acetylmuramoyl-L-alanine amidase activity; peptidoglycan binding
Source: RefSeq, a predicted model, not a curated record